Molecule: messenger RNA, 3527 nt
Organism: Neoarius graeffei (lesser salmon catfish)
Lineage: Eukaryota; Metazoa; Chordata; Actinopteri; Siluriformes; Ariidae
Gene: nhlrc2
Product: NHL repeat containing 2
Exons: 11
Coding region: 8-2161 (717 amino acids)
Molecular function (GO): protein binding
Source: RefSeq, a predicted model, not a curated record
UGGAAACAUGGCGGCGCGCAGCAGCCUGACGGCUCUGUUUCCUAUUCAGAGUCAGUUGGACAACGCCUUGGAAGACGCAAACGCACAAGAAGAGAAGGAAGAUCUGGUAUAUCAGUAUAUACGAAAGUUGGACGAAAAUGAAGAUUUGAAGGUUCCUGAUUUUGAACAAGGGCUGGAGUGGCUUAACACUGAGGGACCUCUGUCUCUGCAAAAGGAAUUAUCAGGCAAAGUGGUGGUGCUGGAUUUCUUCACCUACUGCUGCAUCAACUGCAUGCACAUACUGCCUGAUCUGCACCAACUGGAGCAGCUUUACACUGUUAAAGAUGGCCUGGUUGUGGUAGGUGUUCACUCUGCUAAGUUUCCCAACGAGAAGGUUUUGCAGAACAUUUGCAGUGCCGUGUUAAGGUACGGCAUCACACACCCAGUGGUGAACGACAGCGAUGCUCGGCUGUGGCAUGAGUUGGAAGUGUCCUGCUGGCCUACCCUGGUGAUUCUGGGGCCCAGGGGAAACCUGUUGUUCUCUCUGGUGGGUGAAGGACACCGAGACCGCCUCUUCCUGUUCACCGCUGGUGCUCUCAAGUACUAUGGACAGAAGGGUUUGCUCAAAGACCAUGCUGUGGAAAGGAAGCUCUUCAAGGACUCCUUACCAUCUUCCAUCCUGUCGUUCCCAGGAAAAGUGGCAGUGGAUCCCAAAAGCAAGAACGUGGCCAUUGCAGAUACAGGACACCACAGGGUUCUAGUGGUAUCCAGUACUGGACAAGUCCUAUACUGUGUAGGGGGGCCUGAAAGCGGAAAGCAGGAUGGGGAUCUGUCUGAGGCACAGUUCAAUUCUCCUCAAGGAAUAUUAAUGAAAGGAGACACUGUGUAUGUGGCUGACACUGAGAAUCACCUCAUCAGGAAGAUUGACCUCUCAGAAAGAAGAGUUACAACUUUAGCCGGCAUCGGCGUGCAAGGCACAGAUAAAGUGGGAGGAGCAAUGGGACUCCAGCAGCCAAUCAGCUCCCCCUGGGACAUAGUCCUUGGCACAGCAGGUGGUACAAAGGAUAACGUGUUGUGGAUCGCAAUGGCAGGGACACAUCAAAUCUGGGCUCUGUUCCUAGAGGAUGGGAAGCUGCCCAAAGGAAGUGAAUAUAAAAAGGGCGAGUGUGUGCGCUUUGCAGGCAGUGGGAAUGAGGAGAACAGGAAUAACGCGUACCCUCAUAAAGCUGGCCUGGCUCAGCCGUCAGGUCUGACCUGUGCUCCUGAAGAGCCAUGGAACUGCCUGUUCAUCGCCGACAGCGAGAGCAGCACCAUCCGCAGUCUUUCUCUGAGCGACGGAGCUGUCAAACAUGUAGUCGGAGGGGAGAGGGACCCCCUGAAUCUCUUUGCGUUUGGAGAUGUGGAUGGAAAGGGGGUGGAUGCUAAGCUCCAGCACCCUUUAGGAGUGGCCUGGGAUGCCAGUAACAGCCUGCUCUAUGUGGCAGACUCCUACAACCACAAGAUCAAAGUUGUGAACCCUAAAACUAAGCAGUGCAGGGUGCUGGCAGGCACUGGGGAAGCAAAUGACACAUUUGGCCCGAGCUUCGCAGAGGCUAGUUUCAAUGAGCCUGGGGGUCUGUGUGUGGCCGAGGGGGGCACACUGCUCUACAUAGCAGACACCAACAACCAUCGCAUCAAAGUGCUGGACUUAAAGACCGAAACGGUGUCCAUGUUCCCCAUUUCAGUGGUAGAAGUUGAUUCGUCCUUUGCAACCACUGCUGCCGUUGUAAAGGCUCCCAAGCUCCCGAAGUCAGCUCCAGUGCUCAGCAUGACUACACUGCCUGUGUCAGCAGGGCAGGUUAUUGAUAUCCACCUCAGCCUGACUCUACCUGGUGGAACCAAACUGACCAAGGAUGCCCCCAGCUUCUGGAGUCUCUCUGCUGAAGGUAAUGACUGGUUACUGCAAGGACACGCUGUGACAGGAAGCAUUGCUGAUCUCUCCCAGCCUCUCUCCAUCACCUGUGCGAUCCCUCUUCAGCCACAGACUCCUGAUCUCACACUGACCCUCAAUGCCUGGGUCUACUGUUGCCUGUCAGAGGAAGGAGCCUGCAUGAUGAAGGCUGUUUCAUUCAUACAGCCUUUGCACAUUGACUCCACUCAGAAAGAAGGCACUGUAGCUGUGACGUUAGCACACGUUUUCUGAAUCUCUCUCUCUCUCAUGAACAUUGGCACCACUUGUAGUGAACAAAUACUGUUACACAUGCAAAUGCUUACAUAAAAGCUUACAUGUUUACACCCAGCUUACAUGAAUACUGUAAUAAAUUAACAAUGCUGGUGCUUGUCCCCCUGAAACAUAUGACUACAGUAACAGUUACAAAGGUUAUAUAAUUAGUAGCUCCAGAACAAAGUGCCUUCUCUCUCUCUCUCUCUCUCUCUCUCUCAGAAGCGCAUAUUCUCUAACUGCUUUGGUCCUCAAGGCCGUAGGCAGUCAAAUCUGUUGUUCUCCACAUAUCUGAUGUGGCUUAUCUUUUCAGCAGGAAAAACAAUUUCUACCAGCAUUUAUUUUUCAGAAAAUGAUUGCAUGUCUAAAACAGACAAAUCUGAAAAGAUCACCAAGCUGUUUGGAGCAUGCCCCUGUGUUCCCAGUAGUACAGUUUUUGCAAGUUUAUUUUAUAUAAACGUCACCUAUUUAACCCAAUGUACUGAUGAUAUAAAAAUGCCAGUACAUGCUGAUCCUUUUUUUUUUUUUUUUAAAUCAGAGUCCACUUAAAUGUAGUUUUGAACUCAACAUUAUUAGUCAUCUUCAUUUGUAAUUAGAACCAUUUAAACAGUCAUAAACUGGAAAUUAAGCUGCCUUUUAGUGUUUUUUUUUCUUUUUCUUUUUUAAACCCAGUACAAGGCAUAAGUGCAUUUGUGACUAGAUAGAACUCGACACCAACAGCAUCGAUGGGGAUGCCUCUGCUUGGUAGACUACACGCCUUAAGUUGUGAUUUGGGGGUGGACAUUUGACCUCCCAGUAAUCUUGACCUGUGACCUUUUAACCUCAAAAUCUAAUCAGUUCAUGUUUGUCCCAAAGCGCACAAAUGGUGAAAGUUUGGUGAAAUUCCUUUCAUUAGCCUUUGAGAUAUCAUGUUCACAAGGUUUCGGGACGGACAACCCGAAAACAUAAUGCCUCCUGCACCUUAAGGUGGCGGAGGCAUCAAAAAAAAAGGCACCACAGUAUAAAAUGUGUGAAAUAUAAGGUAUAAACGUGUAUUUAAAUUUGCGUAAACUAAGUAAGUUAAUAAAAUAAACGGCAUUAAGUUUCACAUGAAUGUUGAUAGUUCACGAUUUAAUCCAUGCAUCAUGUUUUUUUGAGUGUGUGUAUAUGGCUUUUAAUCCAGAUUCAAGUUUGGUUUCCUCAUGGCAAUAGAAAAACAAGUCAGUGUGACUAACUGGACCUUUGCAUCACUUGAAUUUAGUUUGUUUUCUCAUUCUCCUUCAAAGGCAGCUGUUUUUCCACACGGCAUCUAAAUUCUGCACUUUAACUCACUGAAAGAAGUAAUAUAAUAAACGUUAUUUUACCAGUU